Messenger RNA from Brenthis ino (lesser marbled fritillary), 1293 nucleotides. Lineage: Eukaryota; Metazoa; Arthropoda; Insecta; Lepidoptera; Nymphalidae. The record is from the annotation of a GenBank genome assembly.
AUGGGGAGCGCAGGCAACAAUACCACAUCAUAUGAUGGCGACAUUCUUAAUCCAAGCGAGCUCAGUCUAUCAAGAGAAUUCAGCGAUGUAAUGAAUAUGGAUAUGUGGCCCGUAGAGAAAUGUUUUGAGGAACAUUUAAUAAAUAGCACAUUAAGUGCUGAUCUAACCAACCACAUUUUGGUUGUCAACGGUACUCAAGUCGUAUGCUUGGAACAUGCACCAGUUUUAACUAGAAAUACCAUCAUUAGAGCAAGUAUUCUAUCUGUUAUGGCACUGUUGUCUUUUGUUGGGAAUUUUGCUACUAUGAUAAGUGUGCAAAAAGGAAAACGAUGUCGCAGACGCGCGAGGCCAUCAUGGACAGCCAUAUACAGUCUGAUAUUUCAACUCAGCAUAGCAGAUUUACUUGUUACUUUAUUUUGCAUACUUGGAGAAGCUGGCUGGUCUUUUACAGUACAGUGGUACGCGGGAAAUAUCGGAUGCAAAUUGUUUAAAUUCCUACAAAUGUUUGCUUUAUAUCUGAGUACAUUUGUAUUAGUAUUGAUUGGUGUAGAUCGGUGGUUGGCAGUGAAAUAUCCGAUGAAAAGUAUGGGCACUGCUACUAGAAAUGGCAGACUAGUAAUCAUUGCUUGGGUUUUAAGCUUCAUUUUAAGCAUACCUCAGGUAGUAGUCUUUCGAUUAGCAAAAGGGCCAUUUAUUGAGGACUUCUACCAGUGUGUCACCCACGGAUUUUAUACUGAAAGAUGGCAAGAACAAGCGUAUACCACAAUGUCUCUUGUUUUUAUGUUCAUUCUUCCGUUGGUUAUUUUAAUCUCUACGUAUGUAUCGACUGUGCGAACCAUUGCAAAAAGUAAGAAAGUGUUUCAACCGGAGGUUACGAGACAAGAGAAAUACCUAUCUCCAGAUAUGAACCGACGUAGACUUAUUGAUAGAGCUAAAAUGAAGUCUCUAAGGAUGUCUGUUGUAAUCGUUACCGCUUUCAUUAUCUGGUGGAUGCCUUAUUACGUAAUGAUGAUUAUUUUCACGUUCUCAAAUCCUGAUAAAAAUCAAAGCGAGGAUCUACUGUCAGGAAUAUUUUUUUUCGGAAUGUCAAACAGUCUAGUCAAUCCCGUGAUAUAUGGCGCCUUUCAUUUGUGGCCAAAGAAAAAACGAUCAAGGAAUAGUGACAGGGAAUCUGGUGGUCGCCACGCAUCUUUACUACGACGUGGUGACCAAACAUCAUCAGUGAGGAUGACCACAAUACGCUCGCUGAGAUCAUCAUCGAAAUAUUCCAAUGGUCAAAACGUAAGUUUAUUA